Molecule: messenger RNA, 1122 nt
Organism: Oncorhynchus gorbuscha (pink salmon)
Lineage: Eukaryota; Metazoa; Chordata; Actinopteri; Salmoniformes; Salmonidae
Gene: tnfaip8l1
Product: tumor necrosis factor, alpha-induced protein 8-like 1
Exons: 3
Coding region: 293-853 (186 amino acids)
Biological process (GO): regulation of apoptotic process
Cellular component (GO): cytoplasm
Source: RefSeq, a predicted model, not a curated record
GGAGGAGUCGGGUUACAAACUCCUGUAACCGAGCUCAGCAGGGAGAGAAGAAACAGUCUUUCAAUUAUUUACACACCAGUACCUGAUACAACAUACAGUUACAUGGAAGACAAAGAAUCGCAAGUAAAGACGAAGAACCGACUCAUGGUGAUGUACAUGGAUUUGCUAUGAGUUGCCAUAAUGAAGACUCGAGAUUUUGCCUAGAUUAAAUUGUCAAAAAUUGUAGCAGCGUAAUCUACGGUCCCUUUACUCACCCUCCGCAUCCGGUUUGAUUUGAACGAAAGACAUCAUUAUGGACUCCUUCAGUACUAAGAGCCUGGCCCUUCAGGCCCAGAAGAAGCUGAUGAGCAAGAUGGCCACAAAGAGCAUGGCUAACCUCUUCAUCGACGACACCAGCAGCGAGGUGCUGGACGAGCUCUACCGCGUUACGAAGGAGUACACGCACAACCGCAAGGAGGCCCAGAAGAUCAUUAAGAACCUUAUCAAGAUGGUGGUGAAGCUGGGAGUCCUCUACCGCAACAACCAGUUCAGCGGGGAGGAGCUGGUGCUGGUUGAGAGCUUCAGGAAGAAGGUCCACACACUGGCUAUGACGGCUGUCAGCUUUCACCAGAUCGAGUUCACGUUCGACCGGCGCGUGAUGAGCGCCAUCCUGAACGAGUGCCGCGAGUUGCUGCACCAGGCCAUCAACCGCCACCUGACGGCCAAAAGCCACUCGCGGGUCAACCACGUGUUCAACCACUUUGCCGACUGUGACUUCCUCGCGGCGCUCUACGGGCCGUCUGAGGUGUACCGUGGCCACCUGCAAAGGAUCUGUGACGGCGUCAACAAGAUGCUGGACGAGGGCAACCUUUGACCUCUCCCCAGGACCUUUUGACCCCUCCUUCUUUAACCUUUUGAGGCAUUACCUGGUAGUGUGAAAUCCACCACGGGGUUGCCUUAUUGGCUUGCAUUGUUGUUUUUAAGAGACUGACGUUAUGCAUAUUGUAUGUGGACAUUUACAGUUGAUGUCGGAAGUUUACAUACACUUAGGUUGGAGUCAUUAAAACUUGUUUUUCAACCACUCCACAAAUUUCUUGUUAACAAACUAUAGUUUUGGCAAGUCGGUUAGGACAUCUAAGUAAU